Molecule: messenger RNA, 2022 nt
Organism: Dioscorea cayenensis subsp. rotundata (Guinea yam)
Lineage: Eukaryota; Viridiplantae; Streptophyta; Magnoliopsida; Dioscoreales; Dioscoreaceae
Product: mitogen-activated protein kinase kinase 5-like
Exons: 1
Coding region: 58-1098 (346 amino acids)
Biological process (GO): protein phosphorylation
Cellular component (GO): cytoplasm
Molecular function (GO): ATP binding; protein serine/threonine kinase activity
Source: RefSeq, a predicted model, not a curated record
UCCCUGAUUCCCUGCAUCUCAAUUUAAAUCCAUAUAUAUAUACACACACACAAACUCAUGGAGAGAUUUAUUAAAGAAACGCUAGAGACGAUGAACACAAGAAACGAAGGUGGUUCCGGCACCGGCGGCAGCCGCACGCCGUCGAGUUCCCGGCGAAAGCCAGACCUAAGCCUACCACUUCCCCAACGAGUCCCCAGCGUCGCCGUCCCUCUCCCUCUCCCUCCUCCUCCGUCCUCCACCAUCUCCUCAUCGUCGGUGCCUUCAACCUCCCCAUCUUUCACCCAAACAGUGAACUUCUCCGAUCUUGAGCGUGUCCGCCGCGUAGGCUCCGGCGCCGGAGGCACCGUCUGGAUGGUCCGCCAUAAACAGACCUCCAUGAUCUAUGCCUUGAAGAACAUUUACGGCAACCACGACGACAACGUCCGCCGCCAGAUCUUCCGUGAGAUCGAGAUCCUCCGCACCGUCGAUAGCCCCUUCAUCGUCCGCUGCCACGGCUUCAAUGACAGCUCCGGCGAGAUCCAAGUCCUCCUCGAGUUCAUGGACGGUGGCUCUCUUCAAGGCCAUCGCAUCUCCAUCGAAUCCCACCUCUCUGGCGUCGCCCGCCAAGUGAUCUCCGGCCUUGCCUACCUCCAUAGCCGCAAGAUCGUCCACCGUGACAUCAAACCCGCUAAUCUCCUCAUCAACCAUCAAGGCCGUGUCAAGAUCGCCGACUUCGGCGUCAGCCGCAUCCUCGCUCAGACUAUGGAUUGCAAAUCCUCGGUUGGCACCAUCGCCUACAUGAGCCCUGAGCGCAUCGAUACUGAUCUCAAUCAAGGGUUAUACGAUGGCUUUGCUGGGGAUAUUUGGAGCUUUGGUGUUAGCAUUCUUGAGUUCUAUCUUGGGUAUUUUCCUUACGGUGCCAAUCUCCCUAGCAAGGGUGAUUGGGCAAGCCUUAUAUACGCUAUUCGCUUCUCUGAUCCUCCUCAAGUCCCGGCUACAGCGUCUCCUGAGCUUCGUGAUUUCAUUGCUCGGUGUUUACAGAAAGAGCCAAGAAGGAGAUUCACUGCUGUGCAGCUUUUGCAGCACCCUUUCAUUACUAAGUUUCAGGUUCAUCCUUAGCUUUUUGGCAUAUUCUUUUUUUCUUCUUCUUCUUCUCCUCUCCUAAAGUUGGAUCUUGAUACUGUUUUUGGUAGAGUUUUUGAUGAUUAUCCAAUUAGCUCAUUAAAUUGUUUCUCUUCUCUCCCAUUCCAUUCCAUUCCAUUCCACCUAAACUAAUAGCAAAGCAAAAGGAGAAAGGACUUUGUGUUUUUUUGUUUGUGUAAAGAAAGAAGGAAAGAUUCUUUGACAAUGUUUUUGGUAGGAAUUUUGGUGUUCUUUCAUUAGCUUUUUGUAUUGCUUCUUUUUUCUUUUUCUUGUUUUUUUUUAAAGUAAUGAAGGGAGGAUUGGAUACUUAUCAAAUUUUUGGUGAAAAUUUAAUGUUUCACAAUGAGCUCAUUGAGAUUCUUCAUCUUUUUUUCUCUUUAAAUUGCUUAUUAAUCCUUUUCAAUUUAGCAUUCUUUAUAGAAAGUUUGGAUCUUUGAUCCUGUUCUUAUUAGAAAUAGGAAAGCUUGUAUCUUUAUCAUGUUCUUGGUUUUAAAUAACAAGAGGUUUUUAUAUCAUUUUAUUAAUAUUUUUCCAAUAUUUUUCUUUUUUUUUUAAGGAAAAUAUCUAAUGCAAGUUGGAGAAUUUCUCUCAUUGGCACUAAGAAUCAAUUCCCACAAACCAUUUCUGUGCAUCAUUCUCAAUCUCUCCUUUUCCCUUGCUUUCCUUCUUCUGCCCCUCUGCAUUGUUUUUUUUUUUUCCUUUUCUUUAGAUUUACCCUUAUCUCAACAGCGGUCAUUAAUAUAUAUAUAUGUGUGUGUGUGUGUGUGUGUCAAAGCAUAGAUAAUGAAAAAGAAAGACAAGUGAUAGAAUGGAAUAUAUUUUGAUUUUUACACACAUAUCUUUGUAGCAUGAGAUGCAAUGUUUCCUUUUCUUUUUGUUUUUUGGGAAUAAAUGAUACCA